Molecule: messenger RNA, 1906 nt
Organism: Ceraceosorus guamensis
Lineage: Eukaryota; Fungi; Basidiomycota; Exobasidiomycetes; Ceraceosorales; Ceraceosoraceae
Exons: 5
Coding region: 284-1588 (434 amino acids)
Source: RefSeq, a predicted model, not a curated record
UGCUGCCCGCUCAUUCGGUCCCGCUCAUUCCACGCAGCACCAGCACAGCUUUGAAGAGCUUCGAUUCACGAUUCAGACAGCCCAACGUGGCUCACCACCAUCACCUCUUCUCACGCUCACCACAUCCACAACUCGAUCCUCCCCUGACCUCUUCUCUUUCCUAUUGUCCUACUACUCUGGACCCGAUCUCCAUCCCCUCACCUCUUCACGGGAUAACCUCACCGCGUAUCCGCUCUCUAAAUCCACGAGGUGCGCUCCCUCAGCCUGCUGAUCACCUGUCAUCAUGACAGAUUCGCUUCCUUCGGAGGUCAACGUGCUCAUCCUAGGCGGUGUGACCCAUCUGGCUCGUCCGCUGCUCGCUUGGCUCUUAUCGGAUGAACCGGCUAGGUUGGGUGGACCGACAGUGAAGCAUGUCCGCAUGGUGGACAAGUUCUUGAUCGCCAAAGAGGGCAGCUCCACAUUCGUUGACCCUCCGACCAUCGCCGCAAUUUCGGAUGCUCGCGUGGAGUAUCAGCAGGCGAAUUUGAACAUCCCUGCCACCGCGGCGCGCGUAUUUGAGCCGAGUGCAUCCGGGCCCUUUGACUUCGCAUUCGACCUCACUGGGGAAGGGAUCGUAAGCAGUGACGUGCCGGCCCAGCUUCUGCUCGAGCGCACGGUCAAGCUUGCAGGAUCGCUCGCAGCUCUCGCUCAGAAGGCAGGUGUUAAAGCAUACGUGAGGGAUACCCCGCCUUUUUGGAAGUCGAAAGUGGACGAGGGCUUGAUCCAAGAGUCGUCGGAUGUGAGCAAACGAUCACUCCCAAAGGGACCCCGAGCGUACUUCUACUACGAAGCAGAGCGAGCUGUGGCAUCCAUCGAAGGUUUGCCCGCCGCCAUUCUGCGCUCUGCGGGUGUUUGGGGUCCAGCUCAGUACCAUGGGGAAUUGCCGCCUAGACUAGCGCUCGGCGAGGUGUACAGGAUAGAAAAGGAACCCAUCAAGAUCUUGUGGAGCGGAGACCUCAGACUCAACACUCUGCACUCCCAAGAUUGGUGCACUGCUGCUUGGAGCGUGGCUCGCUGGCUCGCGCAACGAGACCGAGCCGCCGCAGAUUCACAAGCGGGAGAGAAGCUGCCAGCUAUCUCUCCUAGGGACAAAGGGAAAGGCUUGAACGUGGAGUGGAAUCAGGAUCUACCCAACUGCUGUCCAAGAGCCAAAGUGCCCACUGUGCCGGUCUUUAAUGUGGCGGAUGAUGAGGACACUAAUCAACAGAAGCUGCUAGAUGCCAUCGGAUCGUUCUUUGGUGUGGAAACUGGUUUUGUCAAUGCCGCUAUCAAUGCCUGGGCCAAGCUGAAUUUGAGCAGCGUGGUGGAUGAAAUGAACGAGAAGCACUCCGAAAUGGUCGCCAAGAUCAUGGCACAGACGGAAAUCACGAGCACGCCUUUUACGCUCUUUUUGGACACUGAAGCCGUCGCUCAACGGACGAUCGCGCUCGAGACCACCAAGAUCAAGAAUGUCAUUGGCUGGAAGCCUGCUAGAAGGCUGGACGAUAGCGGCUUUGAGGAGAUGAUCUCUUCCUUUCAAGAUGCUGGAGUCUGGGCCAAGAAUCGCUGAGAUCUUUCGUAGCAAGGCUUUCUCUCUAAUCUUAGGAAGCGCGCCUCCUCACCCUUGCAUCGAAUCGUAUCAUAGCUGAUUCAGCACCGAAGCCUAAGCAAGUCUUGAUGACGCCCUCGGUCGAUCCCACUCGGAACGAAAGCUUCCCCACCAGCAUGCAAGGGCACUGCACUCGGAACACACAACCUCGGACUUGCUAAUAUAGCGCCUUCUCUCUUCUUGCUAAUUCCCAUCCCCAUGUCGGCCGUCGACGUGACCCAGGAAAUACUAUGCACGGCGCUGAGUCGCGAUAACGCGAUGCACGCUUCAUGUGGCGAU